Leopardus geoffroyi (Geoffroy's cat) is the source of this 1127-nucleotide messenger RNA. It is a transcript of the gene HSD17B13, whose product is annotated as hydroxysteroid 17-beta dehydrogenase 13. Gene Ontology annotation, molecular function: oxidoreductase activity, acting on the CH-OH group of donors, NAD or NADP as acceptor. Gene Ontology annotation, cellular component: lipid droplet. The transcript is spliced from 7 exons. NCBI's taxonomy places the organism in Eukaryota, Metazoa, Chordata, Mammalia, Carnivora, Felidae. The coding region runs from base 103 to 1005 and encodes 300 amino acids. The record is from RefSeq and is a predicted model, not a curated record.
CAACACCUGGAGCACAGCUCUCCCCUGGACCUUUGUGCAGAAGGUGGCUCUUAGCUGCGGGUAGACAAGGAUUGAGCCAGAGAAGGAGUACAGAGCAGAGCCAUGAAUAUUAUCUUGGAUCUCCUCCUUCUUCUGCUCACCAUCAUCUACUCCUAUUUGGAGGCAUUGGUGAAAAUUUUCAUUCCCCAAAGGAGAAAAUCUGUGGCUGGGGAGACUAUCCUCAUUACAGGAGCCGGACAUGGAAUAGGCAGGUCGACUGCCUAUGAAUUUGCAAAACGGAAGAGCAGACUGGUUCUGUGGGAUAUUAAUAAGCACAGUGUUGAGGAAACAGCAGCUGAAUGCAGAAAACUGGGGGCCACCGUGCAUGUGUCUGUCGUAGACUGCAGUAACCGAGAAGACAUUUAUAACUGUGUAAAGCAGGUAAAGAAAGAAGUAGGAGAUGUAACCAUCUUGGUGAAUAAUGCUGGGGUAGUAUAUCCAGCUGACCUUCUUAGUACCAAGGAUGAAGAGAUUACCAAAACUUUUGAGGUCAACAUCCUAGGACAUUUUUGGAUCACAAAAGCACUUCUUCCAUCAAUGAUGAAGAGAAAUCAUGGCCACAUCGUCACAGUGGCUUCAGUGUGUGGCCAUGGGGUGAUUCCGUAUCUUAUUCCAUAUUGUUCCAGCAAAUUUGCUGCUGUUGGCUUCCACAGAGCUCUGACAUUAGAACUUGAAGCCUUGGGAAAAACUGGAAUCCAAACCUCGUGUCUCUGCCCAGUUUUUGUGAAUACUGGGUUCACCAAAAACCCAAGCACAAGACUAUGGCCUGUAUUGGAGACAGACGCAGUUGCAAGAAGCUUGAUAGAUGGAAUACUUACCAAUAAGAAAAUGAUUUUUGUUCCAUCAUAUAUCAAUCUACAUCUAAUACUAGGAAGAUUUCUUCCUGAACGUGCCUUGGCAGCUAUAAAUCGUUUACAGAAUAUUCAAUUUGAAGCAGUGAUUGGCCACAAAACCAAAAGGAAAUGAAUAAACGAGCUCCAGCCAGAAAUGCAGCUUAAUGAUGUAAAUCUAAGUUUAGAAUUAAUGCUUCAAAGCUUUAUUUCACAUUUUUCAAUAAUGUUAAUAAUAAAAACAUUGGUUUGACAUUA